AUGGCUCUUUCAGCAAUAUUCAUCCAGGUUGAGCUACCCACUGUUAUUGGACUGGCAACCAGUAAGGCCACAAGGCCUUCUUCCGACCUGCCGGAAUUGGUCGAUCCAACAAAGCGUCUGAACAACCCACCCCCAAUGUCCAUCUACACGAUGAAGCAAACUCGGCUAGAGGGACACAACAUGCCACUCCACGCGGCCACAGAUCCAUUCCCGCUGUUUCCCGAACAGCCAUGGCAUACUCGUGUUCCUUUCAAAAUAGAUGUCAGGAAGCUUCUGGAAGUCCUCGACCGGACAUCUGAGCUCCCGGUUAUCGCCUGGUGUCAUGAUAAUUUCCCGCUUGUGUAUGUGAUAUUUAUUUCAGAUUGCACUGAAAUUGCCAGUAGAGAGACGGCGCUCAGGACGCCUAGUGGGAGACUAUGGAAUUUCAGAACCACUGCGGUCAUGCAGGGUAGAUGCACUGAAGGCCGGGCACUCAAGGCGCUUGAUGGCCGCGAGCACCUCAGCAUGGUCACUUGUCGUGGAGGGACGUUUUAUUCAUCAAAAAAGAAGAAGAGGGGGAGCGUGUUAGCCAAGAGGCCAUACGAAACUCCUGUGAUGAAACAUUUUCUCAAUGAUCGGAUGUUCUUCGUCGAAUCAAUUUCGACGCAGAUUCAGAAGAUUGCAUAG
Molecule: messenger RNA, 666 nt
Organism: Aspergillus piperis CBS 112811
Lineage: Eukaryota; Fungi; Ascomycota; Eurotiomycetes; Eurotiales; Aspergillaceae
Exons: 6
Coding region: 1-666 (221 amino acids)
Source: RefSeq, a predicted model, not a curated record